Messenger RNA from Sphaeramia orbicularis (orbiculate cardinalfish), 1906 nucleotides. RefSeq names its product H-2 class II histocompatibility antigen, A-U alpha chain-like. NCBI's taxonomy places the organism in Eukaryota, Metazoa, Chordata, Actinopteri, Kurtiformes, Apogonidae. The transcript is spliced from 4 exons. Gene Ontology annotation, biological process: immune response; antigen processing and presentation. The record is from RefSeq and is a predicted model, not a curated record. The coding region runs from base 75 to 821 and encodes 248 amino acids. Gene Ontology annotation, cellular component: MHC class II protein complex; membrane.
UGUCAUUGGACACAAAAACACUGUCAUACUUUUUCACACAGACUAACUCUACAAAGGUGAUCUGCAGCUCAGACAUGAUGCGCUUCACUAUCAUUAUCCUGAUCCUCAACGCCAUCGGUGCAUUUUCACAAACUCCAAGUACCCAUGAAUUUACGUUCUACAUGGGGUGCUCUUUCAAUGGCACAGCUGAGGUGGGGUUCCAAGUAGACGAUGAACAGCUUAUGUAUGUGGACUUUCACAGACAAAAGGUUGUUGUUACUCUUCCUCAAUUUAUUGUUUAUAAUCCAAGUGAAUUAAUUGCAGCUCACUAUGUGUAUCGAAAUUCUGUAAGAAAUAGAAAGUACUGUUUGAGUGUUUUGUAUUUUUUAAAAGAAUUAGAAAAAUUGAAACAGAGCACUAUACCACCAGAAGUAGAAGACCCCCCUGACAGCAUUCUCUACCCGUCUGAAGAAGUUGAGCUGGGAGUUGAAAACAGUCUCAUCUGCUUUGUGAAUAAUUUCUUCCCUCCCUCCAUCAAUGUGAUUUGGACCAAAAACGGUGACGUGGUGUCUGAGGGGGUGUCACUCAGUCGAUAUUAUCCCAAUAAUGAUCAGACCUUCCGUCAGUUUUCAACGCUGACAUUCACACCAAAGCAGGGUGACAUGUACAGCUGCACAGUGGAGCACCCUGCCCUGGAGAGGCCCAACACAAGGAUCUGGGAAGUCGACCUGGGUCAUCCCAGCAUUGGUCUGGAUAUUUACUGCGGAGUGGGUCUGACUGUGGCCUUGUUGGGAGUCGCAACUGGAACCUUUUUAAUGGCCAAGGCACACUUUGUACAAUAAUGGUGUUGAAAGUUCAGACCACUUUCAUAUUUUGGUAUGUGUAAUGCAAGAUAUUUCUGAUGGGUUUAUAUGUAGUUUGGAGUUUACGUAGUAUACCCUGCAGAGUUUAGUCUCUAUUUGUUCAUCUUUAUUUCUUGGCAGAAUGGUUGGACAAUGGUGAUAAAACCAAUACAAAGGUGGUAUGACUGGUUAUCCAUUGUUAUCUAUUUUAAUGUGAUAGAUAGCUGAUGAAAGAAAUAUAUUUGGUUAUGAAUCUGACACUGAAGUAAGGAUGGGGCAGGACUAGAUAAGCCUUUGCAUCUUUCUGUCCCUUCUCAAACUGUAUUUAUGAGUUGAUUCAUAAGUAGAUUUAUGUUAAAUUUAUUGUAUUUUGUUACUUUUUCUGUGAUUAAUGAGCAUUGAUGGGUGCAAAUGUAAUUGACCUCUUGCUUUUGUUUUUUUAGUUCUUUUAUUUUUACUUCAAAGUUUGAGACAAAUAAACAAAUAAGAGUUUCUAAGCCUUAACUUGAUCCUGAGGGAUAAUGUUCUUCUACAACUUAGCUUCAGUGAAAGUAGACAUGAACAAAAAGAAACCACACAGCAUCAUGCCUCAAAUGUGAAAUUCAAACCCUGUACAAAUCCAUCUCUUGAUAAAACAGUUGGAUUUUCAUAAGUCAGUGUCACGUUUAUACUAAUGUGGAACUGACUCACCAAUAUGACAAACACACUGAAACGGCUGAUUGACUCAAGUUUGAAUUUACACAAUUAAAAUGCAGAAAAUAUUCAAACUACAUUUGUUUUCUACAAAACAUUCACCUAUAUUUGUGUUUGCAUCCUGGUUACAGCUGUGAGGUUUACACAAGAUAUACACAAAAAUAAAUUCAACACUUUGGUUUUCCCUCCAGUUUACAAUGGGCUGAUAUGAAGGACAUAAACCUUUUUUCAUGUACACAAUAGACCUAUUCCUCUGAAACAAAUCUGCUGUUUGCUGAGAUAUUCUGUCCCUGGUGUGUAGUGCACUGCUCCAAGUUGAACUGUUCAUAUGUUAAUGCUUUGCUAAUGGAAAUCAAAUAAAAUGUAUAUGAUUUCAUGACAUAUGUCUGCUG